GAUUGAUCAGACCGAAUUCCCUAAAACCAUUAAAGGAAUCCAAUGGCUGAAAAUCAACAAAGUGACUCCGUAACCGGUGCCUCUCAUUGCGCACGAUAGCUUGUGGAUUCAAUUUAACCUAUCGUCUACCAGGAGUGCGCAUAACUCUCUCCAGUUGAAGCUACCCGCCUGUUCAAAAGCAGGCACAUCGUCUCUCCAGAACUCAAACCUUUAAUUCAAUUCAAUUUGAUAGGUCUCUUAUAUCUACAAUAUCAUUUGUCUACUAUGGAAAUAAUGUCCAGAUUAACAGAUGUAGUGAAAGAAACUUCUGAAAGUGGCAUGGAUUCAUGCCCAGAUGAUAUUGGAACUGUGGAGGAAGUGCCAGAGGACACAAUUUUGUCACGGCAAACUUCUGUUAACCUUGUCCCUUUUAUUGGUCAGAGAUUUGUUUCCCAAGAUGCCGCAUAUGAAUUUUAUUGCAGUUUUGCAAAGCAAUGUGGCUUUUCAAUCAGACGCCACCGCACUCGAGGAAAAGAUGGUGUAGGUAGGGGAAUCACAAGAAGGGAUUUCACAUGCCAUCGUGGUGGCUAUCCUCAGAUAAAAGCUUCGGAUGAUGGAAAGCUGCAAAGAAAUCGAAAAUCAUCUCGAUGUGGAUGCCAAGCAUACAUGCGAAUAGUUAAAAGAGCUGAUUUUGAUGUUCCUGAAUGGCGUAUAACUGGUUUUAGCAACAUCCACAACCAUGAACUUCUGAAAUCAAAUGAAGUACAGUUACUUCCUGCUUAUUGCACCAUGUCUGCAGAUGAAAAAAGUCGGAUUUGCAUGUAUGCAAAAGCUGGCAUGUCGGUUCGACAAAUGUUGAGGUUAAUGGAACUAGAGAAGGGUGUUAAACUUGGCUGUUUACCAUUCACAGAAAUAGAUGUCAGAAACCUGUUACAAUCUUUUAGGAAUGUUAAUCGAGAUAAUGAUGCUAUUGACCUUCUUGAAAUGUGCAAAUACAAGAAGGACAAUGAUCCCAACUUCAAGUACAACUUCCACAUUGAUGCAAAUAAACGCUUGGAGCAAAUUGCUUGGUCAUAUGCUUCAUCUAUUCAAUCAUAUGAGGCCUUUGGAGAUUCCAUAAUUUUUGACACAACACACCGUUUGGAUACCUAUGACAUGAUUCUAGGGAUUUGGAUUGGGGUGGACAAUCAUGGAACUAAUUGUUUCUUUGGUUGUGUGCUUCUGCGGGAUGAAAAUACAGAGUCUUUUUCCUGGGCAUUGAAGACAUUCUUGGAGUUCAUGGAUGGAAAGGCCCCAGAAACUAUAUUAACUGAUCAAAAUAUGUGGCUUAAAGAAGCCAUUUCUGUUGAAAUGCCAGGGACCAAGCAUGCCUUUUGCAUAUGGCAUAUCAUUGCAAAGUUCUCUGAUUGGUUUUCUGCUCCUCUUGGAUCACAAUAUGAUAAAUGGAAGGCUGAAUUCCACCGGCUCUAUGGUUUGCAGUUGGUGGAGGAUUUUGAACUUGGAUGGAGAAACAUGGUUGAUGCAUAUGGAAUGCAUGGAAAUAAGCACAUCAUCAGUUUAUUUGCAUUGCGCACAUUUUGGGCACUGCCAUACUUGAGGUGCUACUUUUUUGCUGGAAUGACCAGUACUUUUCAGUCAGAGUGCAUAAAUGCUUAUAUCCAGCGGGUUUUGAAUGCUCAGUCUCUUGAUAACUUUGUGGAGCAGGUAGCUGCUGCUGUUGAAUUCAAGGAACCAGGACCAAGACAAAAGACACAAAGAAAGGUUCAUAAAAUCUCCCUUAAAAUGGGAUCUCCAAUUGAAUCUCAUGCUGCAACUGUUCUAACACCUUAUGCCUUUAAUAAACUACAAGAAGAGCUUGUGUUGGCUCCACAAUAUGCAUCACUAAUGGUGGAUGAGAGUUAUUUCAUCGUGAGAAUCCAUACUGAUAUGGAUGGAGGGUGCAAAGUUAUUUGGAUUCCUCAUGAUGAAUUCAUUAGCUGCAGCUGCCAUUUGUUUGAGUUUUCAGGAAUUCUUUGUAGACAUGUUCUCCGUGUUCUAUCAACUAACAACUGCUUUCACAUUCCGGACCGAUAUCUACCUGUUCGUUGGCGUGAUGUCAGUGCUUCUUUGACCAAGCCCUUCCAGACUUUCACUUCAGAAGAACAUGCAGAAAAGGCUCAGUUAUUACAGUCCAUGGUUUCAACACUUCUUACAGAAUCAAUAGAGACCGAAGAACGUCUUGAUGUUGCUUGUGAUCAAGUUGCUGAGGUGUUAUCUCGUAUCAAGGAAUUUCCUAGGCCAGGACAUGGUUGUAAUGAUAUUGGCUAUAAUAGUCCAUCUGACUCUUUGAUACUUCCAGAGGUUGAAGAUUCUGAUGGAUUUGUCCAUGGUUUUGCUGAUGGAAAUUCUCAUGAACCUUUAACUUUGGGAAAGAUGAAAGAGAGAAGACUGAGAGAUGGCAUUAAUAUCUUCAGGAAACGUAGGCGUUGCUCUGUGCCUUGCUGUGGACAGUAUGGACAUGAUGCAACUGAUUGUCCAAUGAUGGAAGGUGGUGAUUUGAAUGGAGAUGGACUAGGAUUUCUGUAGUUAAACUACCCUACAGGUCAGAGUAUGGUGACAGGGCUUCUGUCAAGGCUUGAACAACCGCAAAUCUAGCAGUAUAAGGUCUUGUCAGGUUUCCCAUAUUUUUUUGUGGUCUGAAUUGUGCAUCGCUGAUCUGAGCUGCUUAUGAUCGAUAUUGGUUCAGUAGUUUUUUCUUUUAUGGAUUUGGCUGGUGGAUGAUCUACCUUGGGUGAUUCUAAACCAGGUUAUCAAGUAAAUACAGCAUAUAUUCAAUGAUGGGAUUCUUUUGUGUUAUGCUUUCUCUACUUGUCAUUUUCAAACUUCAUGCACAAUGGUUUCUUGAUUCAUUUCACGGAUGCUUGACCCUUUUCCACUCCUGUGAGAAGUGGUGAUAAUAUGACCACACUGAUGUUUUGCAAUAGCCAAAUCAGGGAAUUCACCGUCUUACUCAAAAGGGAAUUCCGUGUUGAAUGGAUGAUGACGUCGAUUGCCUUGCACUUGCCCUGUCAACCAUUGGUGCUGCAAACCUGUUUGAACGCAGAGACGGAACCGAUAUUGUCUUUCAGUGUUGUCUGCAUUUAUGGAUACUGCUGAUACAGAGUACUGAUGGAUUCUGGUUUUCAGAAUUGCUUUCAUUGAGGGGAAGAGAAGUGGCAAGUGUGGCCACAGAUAGUUUUUCCUUACGAGGGAUUUGGUGAUCUUGGCUCCUUGACUGAUGUUAGACCAUGUGGCUGGUUAUUAGAGAACAAUAGAAACUAAUAUUUAUCUACUGAUAUCUAUUAAGCAUCAGAGUUGUACAUUGGUUUGGAAUGUUACGAAUUCUACAAUAUCCCAUUACACAGAAAUUUAGCACAGAUCAGUACAGUAAAGCACUCAUUCCCUA
This is a messenger RNA of Populus euphratica (Euphrates poplar), 3403 nucleotides long. Its product is annotated as protein FAR1-RELATED SEQUENCE 11-like. The coding region runs from base 265 to 2544 and encodes 759 amino acids. Gene Ontology annotation, molecular function: zinc ion binding. Gene Ontology annotation, biological process: regulation of DNA-templated transcription. The transcript is spliced from 5 exons. The record is from RefSeq and is a predicted model, not a curated record. Lineage: Eukaryota; Viridiplantae; Streptophyta; Magnoliopsida; Malpighiales; Salicaceae.